UGUCCUUUACCAACGACUACGAUUUGACCUCCCUGAUUUCCAGAAUACAACAAACUUUAAGGAAUUUUUAACUGUUAAUAGAAAAAGAUUAGUAUAACAUGUCUUAUAAACCAGCAGUUCCUGUUCCAGUGGAAGAGCAACCAAUUUUGGAGAAGCUCAUUGGAAUUCGUCAGCGGUUAGCAGUGUUAAAGCGAGAUCGUACCAAAUACAUUGACAAGAACGAUGUUUUUAAUCUAUAUAAUCAAUUAGUGGAACAAUUGGAAUUAAUUGACAAAAGAAGGUCAUCUGAUAAUAUUCGUAAUAUUGUGGAUACUCAAUUAGAGGAUUGUCUACAUUUGCUGUCACUCUUUUAUCUGGCAAUUGGUCGGAAUAAUGACCUUCCUGCAUUCUUUGUGCAACUCGGCACAGUGAGACGAUUAUUGGAAUACAGUUUGGAAGGAGCUUGUUAUACUCAAAAUGAUUUAAAACCUCUGAAAGAGCGAUUGGAGAGAAUACGGGCUGCUGUAUUAGAGGGUGCUCAGAAAGAAGACGCUUCUCCUGUCGUAAUUAAAUAUAUAAGGAACAAACUGGAACAGUGUGACAAAAACUAUAGCGAAGCGCAAAGCAAUAUCUCGAAAAUUGCACCAGAGCUUACUUCAAUUCAAAGUCGGUUGGUGUCAAUUCGUCGCCAAAUUGACGGCUUUGCUGUUCGACCAACGUCGGAUGGAGAGUUUAUUGACCAUUUGAUGAAACAGCUGAAGGAGAUUGAGGAAAUGCGAGAUCCCGAUGGCAAGUUCGUUGACGACCAGAGCCGGCCUUUACAGGGACAAGAAUUAUGCAACGGUAUUUUGGAAGAAUGCUUUAGCUUUUUGGAAGAUGCAAAAUCAAAGCAAGGGCUGACGGAUGAGAUGAAAAGCAGCCCGAAAUUUCAGCAAAUCUACAGUCGUCUUGAUGAGCUUUUAAGUAAACUAAAACACCUCACACUGACACAUCGCUGGACGCUAAGAGAAACCGAUUUGUAUGUUUACAGAGCCUCAUUGGCUGAAAUUGACUCUAUGCGAAUCGAUGGUCAAUUCUUGGAUGAAAAUGGUAAUGCACCUGCUGGUCAAAGAAUUUUGCUUUAUUUAUUAAGACGUUGUUAUGCAUAUAUUUACCAACUGUUAUCUGCCAGUGAACCCGUUUCUGAGGAGCUUAUGGCUGUCCACAACCAGCUGCGUACUGUAAAACGUUGCUUACUGGAGGUACAAAGAAGUGGAGGAAUUUACUCGGAAAGAGAUUUGUACCCUUAUCAGAUGAAAUUGGCUUCGCUUGAAAAACUACGGGUCAAUGGAUACUUUUUGGCAUCAGAUAAUUCGGUUCCUGAGGGCCAGGAAUUGGUCAAUUCUUUACUCACUCAAUGUCAUCAACUUAUUGAAGAACUUCGCGAUGAAAGACACCAGCAUGACAUUGAAGAAGAUGAAGCAAUUACUAAAAGCAGUGAAAGCGGUUAAGGUGUAUAUUUAUGAUGACGAUGAACCUGAGAUGUUUCCUUUUAAAUGAUCAUUUUCUGCAUACAUGAUCUGGUUACAAAAAGUUAUAAAGGCUUUAAAUUAAUAUCCCAUACAUUAUAUUUUAACAAGUACUUUACACUUUAUUUAUUUGGGUGAGUGACGUUUUAUAGAAGCUUUUAGUAUUUAUCGUUAUUUAGAGGCUCAAAUAUUACUUUAGCUAUAAAAGUCUAUUACUAUGCCUUGGAUUGUCUAUGAAUUAUCUGUGCUAGUAGAAAUAUGCAGCAUCGUACAUGUGCAAUUAUAUGUUAAAUACUAAACCAUUACCUUUUGAUUACUUUCAUUCAUUCUUCCUAUA
This is a messenger RNA of Schizosaccharomyces cryophilus OY26, 1824 nucleotides long. RefSeq lists its product as uncharacterized. Gene Ontology annotation, cellular component: nucleus; cytoplasm. The record is from RefSeq and is a predicted model, not a curated record. Lineage: Eukaryota; Fungi; Ascomycota; Schizosaccharomycetes; Schizosaccharomycetales; Schizosaccharomycetaceae. The coding region runs from base 99 to 1469 and encodes 456 amino acids. The transcript is spliced from 4 exons.